Aspergillus terreus NIH2624 is the source of this 696-nucleotide messenger RNA. RefSeq names its product putative transcription initiation factor subunit (TAF30). The record is from RefSeq and is a predicted model, not a curated record. Gene Ontology annotation, molecular function: histone binding. Gene Ontology annotation, biological process: chromatin remodeling; regulation of transcription by RNA polymerase II. Bases 1 to 696 code for a protein of 231 amino acids. The transcript is spliced from 7 exons. NCBI's taxonomy places the organism in Eukaryota, Fungi, Ascomycota, Eurotiomycetes, Eurotiales, Aspergillaceae. Gene Ontology annotation, cellular component: Swr1 complex; NuA4 histone acetyltransferase complex.
AUGCCUGACGUGAAAAGAAAUGUCCGGCUGGUGACCGAGCAGCAUAUCGUGAACAAGGAUUCCGGCGUGGAGGGCUUCCCCCUCCGUUCGUGGUCCAUCGAGGUCUACCUCCUCAACGAACAUGGCGAGCAGGUGCCGGCGAAUGUUUUCGACAAGGUGACGUACACGCUUCACCCAAGUUUCGGGGAGCGAGCGAUUCAAACCUUCAAGAACCCGCCGUUCCGUAUCUCGGAAGAAGGAUGGGGUGAAUUCGACAUGCAAAUCACCCUCACCGCCGAGAAGGAUCACCACAUCACGCACGAUCUCAAUUUCGCGCAGACGCGCUACGAGUCCAAGCAUCCCAUUACUUUCAAAAACCCCAAGCCUGCCCUGCUGGCGGCCCUCCGUGAGUCGGGCCCCGUGCCCGGCGACGAGAACGGCGUCAAGUCCAAACGCGCCGCCGCCGGAGAGGAGGGAUCGAAAAAGAAGAAGAAGACGGAGAAGAAUGUCGACAUGGACAAACUGGCCGACGGCCUGCAGAAACUUGGAGAAGAUGACCUCCUCCAGGUGGUCCAGAUGGUCCACGAUAACAAGGCUCCAGACUCAUACACCAAGAAUGAUGUUGAGCAGGGAGAAUUCCACGUCGACCUUUAUACCCUACCGGAUUCGCUAAUCAAGAUGCUCUGGGAUUUCACGCAGGAAAAGGGUGCCCUGUGA